This is a messenger RNA of Maylandia zebra (zebra mbuna), 1217 nucleotides long. RefSeq names its product myelin-oligodendrocyte glycoprotein. Gene Ontology annotation, biological process: regulation of cytokine production; T cell receptor signaling pathway. The record is from RefSeq and is a predicted model, not a curated record. Gene Ontology annotation, cellular component: external side of plasma membrane. NCBI's taxonomy places the organism in Eukaryota, Metazoa, Chordata, Actinopteri, Cichliformes, Cichlidae. Gene Ontology annotation, molecular function: signaling receptor binding.
GUCCGUGCUCUAUCUGCGAUGUCUGUGUGCAGCCCGCUCUCUGCCUCGCUGUGGACUUUUAUCCUGUGCUCGGCUUUCAGCGUGUGGACUCCAGUUCGAGGUGAGGUUCUGGUGAUCGGUUCAAAUCUUCCAAUCAUCGCCGCGCCAGGUGAUGAUGUCAUCCUGCCGUGUCACCUGGAGCCCAUGUUCGAUGUCCAGGGUCUGACGGUGGAGUGGUCCAAACCCGACCUGAAGCCCGACCCGUCGGACCGGCUGAGCCGAGUGGAGUACGUUCACCUGUACAGGGACAGGAAGGAGGUCCCCGACAUGAAGAUGGCCUCGUACUUCAGGAGGACGGAGCUGUUCAUGGACGACAUGAAACACGGGAACAUUUCACUGAAGAUCCUGAACGUGUCGGAGGAAGACAACGGCAGAUACAGAUGUUUCAUCCCCAAGCUGCAGAGCAGAGUGAAAGCUGCUGUUGUUGAACUUGUAGUCGAUCCAAAUGUCUCUGAAACCACGACGAUGGACAUGCUGCUGCUUCCUAGAAACCUCCAAACUCCUGAUCCUCAAGAUGUGACUCAGAGAAAUGUAGGUCGUUCCAGGGUCUUUGUGGACGUCGCUUUCAUGGCCUUAAUAUCAGUUGCUGCUUUUGCAGCAUAUUUUUCCCAUCGCCUGGUUCAGAAACAAAAAAAACAUCGAGAGGAUGAAGGGACCCAAAGCCAGCUAUGACAGUCUAGCUGUAUUGCUUAAAAGAGGCUGAUGAUAAUAUUUCAUGAAGCAUUAAAAUUUAUCUUUACAGGAUCUUCACAGCAGACUUGUUAAUAAUUUCACCUCCUCACUGCGUACGACUCUGGAUACUGUAGCUCCUGUGAGCUGAUUUAUCUUUGACCUGUUUACAGGUCAAAGAUAAAUCAACUCAAGACCUGCUGCAGGCUCAUCUCAUCAGUGAAAAUAAGGGCAGUACGACUCUUGCACAGAGAACAGAGCCGGCAGCACCUGCUGCACAUGAGGGAAGUUCACAUGCAAAGACCACAGUGUUCAUUUUCAGCUCUGCUCCACCAGCUCCCCCUGGUGGUUGGGGAACAUACUGCCGGUUGGGCACAGUAAUAACAGGAACUAUUUAUACUGUUUGUACGGUGCAUAAAACAGUUACAUAUUUAUGUAAACGUAUUUAUUUAUAUAAAAACUGAAUUAAGCUGGACAGGCUGUGGUUAGUUUUUUAAUAAAAAUACACA